This is a messenger RNA of Fonsecaea nubica, 1242 nucleotides long. RefSeq lists its product as hypothetical. Bases 1 to 1242 code for a protein of 413 amino acids. The record is from RefSeq and is a predicted model, not a curated record. Lineage: Eukaryota; Fungi; Ascomycota; Eurotiomycetes; Chaetothyriales; Herpotrichiellaceae. Gene Ontology annotation, molecular function: hydrolase activity, acting on carbon-nitrogen (but not peptide) bonds. The transcript has a single exon.
AUGGCUUCCACAGCAAUCAUCAACGUCCGCGUUUUCGACGGCGAAAAUGUCCUUCCAGCCACGACGGUGGUUGUAUCCGGUGCGACGAUAAAUGCCGUGGGAGGAACCGUCCCGGACGGAGCGACAGUGAUCAACGGCGAAGGCUGCACGUUAUUGCCCGGCCUCAUUGACUCUCACGUCCACACCGGCAUUCCGCAGCUGGAACUCGCCCUCAAGUUCGGGGUCACGACCGAGCUGGAGAUGAUGGGCUACUGGGACGCGGAGUCGCGACGACAAAUCGCUGAGCGCGACGACCUCGCGGACCUGCGCACAGCAAGUUAUGGCUUGACAGCCCCAGAUGGCCAUCCGAACCAGUUGACCAAGCGCCUCGAUGCGUCGGUGCCGCUGCCGCAUCACCACCAUCAUGAGACCCCGACGGGUGAAGCGGUGCUCACGACCGCGACCACUCCCGACGAGGCGGUCGCUUUCGUCAGACAACGCGUCGACGAAGGGGCGGAUUACAUCAAGAUCAUGAUCGAAGACGGCACGGUCUUUGCGUCGCCGGGGCUGCCUAUGUUAUCUCGAGAGACGCUAUCGGCCGCGGUGACCGAGGCACACAAGCACGACAAGUUGGUAAUAGCCCAUGCGAUGACUUAUGAAGCCGCAGAAGUUGCCGCCGAGGUCGGCGUCGACGGUCUCUCUCACCUCUUUCUCGACCGGGUCGCGGAUUCGAACAUCCUGGAGAAACUGAAGAGCAAAUUCGUCAUACCGUGUCUCUGCCUCGACGCUUCCAUCCUGGGCAUCAAACCCACUGCAUUCGCCAGCGAUCCCCGCGUAUCUGCUUCGCUUCCGCCAGCCUGGCUCACCCACCUCGAGGGCAGCAUGGACACCUUCCCCAGCGGCGACUUCACCACCGUGCUCAAGACCGUAGCGGCCCUGCGUGCAACGGGGACCAUCGACGUUCUCGUCGGCACGGACAGCUCCUUUCCCGUCCCCCAUCUCGCGGGCAUCGCCCACGGCGCCAGUGUUCACUACGAACUGCAGCUUUUGGUAGAAUCCGGGUUCACGCCCGUCGAGGCAUUGCGUGCCGCGACGAGCGUUCCUGCCCGGUGCUUUGGGCUCGGUGAUCGGGGAUUGAUCAGAGAGGGGAUGCGUGCGGAUUUGGUCCUUGUCCAGGGGGAUCCGACGGGGCAUAUUCGCGAUACGCUCUCCGUGAAAUCUGUUUGGAGGAGAGGGAAGAUGUUGGCUUCCUCCGCUGGUUGA